Paramormyrops kingsleyae is the source of this 3858-nucleotide messenger RNA. It is a transcript of the gene znf668, whose product is annotated as zinc finger protein 668. NCBI's taxonomy places the organism in Eukaryota, Metazoa, Chordata, Actinopteri, Osteoglossiformes, Mormyridae. The record is from RefSeq and is a predicted model, not a curated record. Gene Ontology annotation, biological process: regulation of DNA-templated transcription. Gene Ontology annotation, molecular function: DNA-binding transcription factor activity, RNA polymerase II-specific; RNA polymerase II cis-regulatory region sequence-specific DNA binding.
UGCAGGUUGGUGGGUUCGAAUCCAAUUCCCCUGUUUUGCGAAAUUUCUCAGUGUAUUCCGGCUUCUUUCCACUGUACAAAGCACGAAAAUAGGUCAAUUGAUGUCUAAUCUUUUUGUAGUGACUGACUGUGCGUAUAUGUGCUCUGCGGUGAACUGGCAUCUCCAGCCUUGUGCCCCAUGCAGGCUCCAGCUCCCCUCCUCGCCACUUGACGAAGAUGUGAGGUUUGGAAGACGAAUGAAUAUACUGCGAGUCACAAGUAGGCCUAGUUUCAUUUAAUGACUUACUGUUUUAUAUGACUUUAUAACUUUAUUUUUUAUUUUUUAAACAAAAUAAGUCAGCUGCCCAUCUUCCAACCACCUGCUCGUUCGGAGUCGCGGGCACUUAAAGUUGUCAUAACAAAUACAACAGGUUUGGUACUUUUAUUUCAAACAUAUGGCGGACAGGUUGAACACAAACCAGACCAGAGAAGGUGAUAACUACUGAUGAAGGGGAUGGAUGCGCCGUCUGUACUCUGCACUGGACCGCGGAGCAGUUUGAAACGGUCCUGUCACAUUGCUGGCGGGGGUAACUGGGAUAGAUCUGUAGCCAUUGGCAACUGACUAAACCUUGUAAACAAGUCACAUAUGCUGCGACAUUAGUUAUAAAAGUUGGUUAUUAAGGAUGAUAUAAGGGCACCUCGGCACUGUCACGCCACAACUCCCUAUCAUCGGUACCGGCUACAAGCAUUUUCGGCCGAGACUGAGCUGCUACCGGCCCCGCUCUGCUUUAUGAGCGCCAGGAAACCGGGACGCGUUAUCGUGCUUGUUUCUGAGCCAGCCAGGACGGCAUCCCUGCCGAAACCCCAAAUCGGAUCACAUAUGCAGUCGGUUAUUAUUACAUAAAUGCAUCCUUUGAUUAACAUCAAUAAAUUUAUCUUUUUGCUAAAAUCCAAAUAUUUUAAAUGAUACGGAAUCGUUUAAAUUAUAAAUAAGGAAACAUAUAAAUGUGUCAUUCGAACCGUCCUGAACUCGUCUGUUACUUUGUACCACAAUAAUCCAGCAGUGAAAAAAUCGGUUUCCCCUCCCCUUCCCCUCUCCGUCAGGUCCUAAAGCCGGCCCUCCGGCCCUCCGCCGCAGCUCGCAGCAGCCUGCUUCACCCAACAGUGGGAGCGCCGGGCUGUCCGCAGAGAUCGCAGUUUCUCCGGGAGGCAGCCUCAGGAUAGAGACCGGGCCGCGGGCGCUGCGAGACCUGCAAGAGAAAGAGAUUGUAUUGAAUAAAAUGGAUUCCUCUCAGCUGGACAGUCUGCCACUUGCAGGACAAGAUAACCUUCCAGCUUCUGGAAACGAUGAAUCCAAAGGGGGGGAGAAACCAAAAAAAGAGACAAAAGAGCAACCUAGGAAACGGAGAGGUAGGGGGCGCCACCUGAAGGCCAAGUACUCUUACAAAUGCCCGGCCUGCAAGGAGGCUUUUCCCAGCCCCUCAGCACUGCGCAGUCACAAGGUGUCUGCGCACGGCAAGGAGGGCAGACUGCAUGCAUGCACCAAGUGCGAGAAGACGUUUGGCAGCUCGGCGCAGCUGCUCAAACACCAGCGCACUCAUUCCUCCCAGCGGCCCUUCCAGUGCCACCAGUGCCACAAGGCUUACAAGACGCCCACGGAGCUGCGUAACCACUCGCGCUCUCACACGGGCGAGAAGCCGUUCGUAUGCACAGAGUGCGGCAAGGCCUUCAUGCAGGCCAUCUGCCUGCGCAUCCACAUGACGCAGCACAGCGGGGAGCGGCCGCACUCCUGCCCCCACUGCUCCAAGAGCUACCCCACGCUGUCCAAGCUGAAAGUACACCAGCGCUCCCACACAGGCGAGAAGCCUUACUUCUGUACCGAGUGUGGCAAGAGUUUCGCCGACCCCUCUGUGUACCGUAAGCAUCGGCGCAACCACCAAGGCCACCGGCCGUACUCCUGUGGCCAGUGCGGCAAGACGUACACGGAGCUGAAGGAUCUGAAGAACCACGAGCGCUCGCACACAGGCGAGAAGCCCUACCUGUGUUCCGACUGCGGAAAGGCCUUUUCCCGCUCGUCCUCGCUGGCCUGCCACGUGCGCAUUCACUCACAGAGUAAGCCCUACCAGUGUGAGCAGUGCGGCAAGGGCUUCACACAGCUCUCAUCCUACCAGUCUCAUCUGCGCACACACUCCGGCGAGAAGCCGUUCCUAUGCCCACAGUGCGGAAAGAUGUUCUCCGAUCCCUCCAGUUUCCGCCGCCACCAGAGGGCACACUCGGGCUUUAAGCCGUACCCCUGUGAUAAGUGCACUAAGCGCUUCCGGCAGCCGGCUGACCUAGCGGUGCAUCAGAGGGUUCACUCUGGACAGCGGCCGUACAAGUGCCAGAGUUGCGACAAGGCCUUCGUUGCGUCCUGGGACCUGCGCCGCCACAUGCUGGUGCACACGGGGCUGCGGCCAUUCUCCUGCUCCGAAUGCGGCAAGUCCUUCGCUGAGCGCUCCAGCUUGAACAAGCACCGGCGGGUGCAUUCGGGAGAGCGGCCCUUCAAGUGCGGCCUCUGCUUCAAGGCAUUUGUGGUCUCGUCCAGCCUGCGCAAGCAUGAGCGGACGCACCUGGCCGAGCGUGCCCCGGAGCAGCCGCAGCCUGGUCAGAGCCCCGCCACUGUGCAGCCCUUCUCCAUCUCGCUCUCAACUCCCACCACCCUGCCCCAGUUUUCCUGCUCCCACUGUGACGUCACCUUUGGCACGUGGGAGGAGGUCCAAGCUCAUGAGAGCCUCCACGCCGUACCUCCUCUGUCAUCCGCAACUGUCUCCCUGCCCAUGGGUCAGCACGUGUGCCCGCUCUGCCAGGCCGAGUUCAGCCAGCUCUCCGAGCUGCGUGCCCACGAACGGACACACCGCCCUCACAUCUGCGACAGCUGUGGGAAGGGCUUCAUGAACAAGGCCGGUCUGCGCAAACACCAGCGUAUCCACUCCACAAACCGGCCUCACGUGUGCCAGCACUGCGGCAAGGCCUUCCUAUUUGCAGCCUAUCUCCGGAAACACUUGCACACUCACCAAGACUCGCUACCCUCUCCACCUCAGGCUCGCGCCCAGAUCGAACAGGCCCUGACGUCUACAUCAGCACCCGACACGGGUCUGCCAGCCUCCACAGAAAGCGAGGGCAUCUCCCUGGCCGUUCCUGUGUCGGUGUCCCUUUCAGCCUUCCAGACAGUGCCAGCUACGGUGUAUAUAGAGAAGGUCGAGGGCCUCUGAGGCAGCCUCGAGCUGCACUGAGGCAUCUUUCCCUCAAACUCUUACAGCAUCAUUCUUUAUUAAACAGCUUCUGUUUAUGUGUAGUGCAUAUACCCCAAGAGGCAGUUUAAUUUUGUGUACACACAUAACCUAUUUUUCUCUAUAGCGGACUAAGUAUCUCAAUGUUUUAUGUGUGAAUUUUUGUAUUACUUGUUUUUGAGAAAAAUAAAGUUCCGCUGUUUAUUUUGCUGGUUUUAAAAUAGCAGACCCCCUCCCCCAAUGAUAGAGGGUACAGCUUAUUAAAACCGUCUGUUCAGGUACACGCUGCAUUUUUACUGGUUUGUGCUUCUUGGUCAUUUAAUCUCCAAAUGAACUACAUAUUAUGUCAUUACGGCACAUUAUUUAUGUGAGCAUAUCUUUUUACUGCAAAGCAAACCUCAUUAUUGCUUUACAAAGGCCAGAGUUUCAACUCAAAACUUCAAAAGCCACUGAAUAUAAGGUAUAGUAUUUAAGUGCCGUCCUUCAGCCGAUCAUUCAUUGUUCAUCUUUUACGUUAGAAGCACGGUGGCUGGCCCAGCUGUACUUUAAGGUUAAUGUUCUGCAGGUACAUGAGUGUUUCCUUGGGAAAUUAAAAGCAAUCCAUCUUUUCA